This is a messenger RNA of Onychostruthus taczanowskii (white-rumped snowfinch), 648 nucleotides long. RefSeq names its product serine/threonine-protein kinase pim-1-like. Gene Ontology annotation, cellular component: cytoplasm. Gene Ontology annotation, molecular function: protein serine/threonine kinase activity; ATP binding. The annotation marks the transcript as partial. Gene Ontology annotation, biological process: protein autophosphorylation. The record is from RefSeq and is a predicted model, not a curated record. NCBI's taxonomy places the organism in Eukaryota, Metazoa, Chordata, Aves, Passeriformes, Passeridae. The transcript is spliced from 3 exons.
CCCAAUGGCACCUGCGUGCCCAUGGAGAUCGUGCUGAUGGAGAAGGUGGGCUCUGGCUGCCGCAACAUCAUCCAGCUCCUUGACUGGUUUGAGCUGCCAGACAGCUUUGUGCUGGUGAUGGAGCGUCCGGAGGCAUCGCAGGAUCUCCUGCAGUUCCUGCUGGAGCAGGAGUUCCUCGGCGAGGAGAUGGCGCGCUGGCUUUUCUGCCAGGUGCUGGAGGCCGUGCGGCACUGCACCGCCUGCGGCGUCCUGCACCGGGACAUCAAGCCAGAGAACCUCCUCGUGGACCCGGACAGCGGCGACCUGAAGCUCAUCGACUUCGGUUGCGGCACCUUCCUCCAGGAGCGGGCCUUCACGCAGUUUGCCGGAACGCGCGAGUACAGCCCGCCCGAGUGGAUCUGCCUUGGCUGCUACCACGGCCAUGCGGCCACCAUCUGGUCCUUGGGCGUGCUGCUGUACGUCAUGGUCUGCGGCUGCCUCCCCUUCAGGGACGACCGUGACAUCGUGCUGGGGCAGCUCUUCUUCUGGCAGCAGGUCUCUCCAGAGUGCCAACAUCUGAUCCAGUGGUGCUUGGCCAAGCAGCCCGCCGACAGGCCAGAGCUGGAGGAGAUCUUGCGCCACCCUUGGGUGCGGGGCAGGCGUUUUUGA